AUGGUUUCUCAACGGGAAGUAGAAGUUGUUACUCGCAGAGGACCCCAUCAGCACAUGUUACAUGUUGACUCUAUUGAUGGUUUUCCUGUGGUACUAAUCAUCGUUCUGAAUCAGAUUGUCGAGAAUUGAUUCAUGGUCACGCUUCCUCAUACUAAGUACAUACCUGCUUGUUUUACCUUGUACUACUUGUUUUUACCUUGUUGUACUAGAAGCAGGAGGUAGGAAAGAGGAGGACCAUCAAAAUGGAGUGUGAGUUGGUGUCGGUGAGCAUUCUCACUAGUGUCUUGCCCACACUGAAGUUGGGUAAGACGCAGCGAGUGCUUCUGGAGGCGAAAGCGGACACUUUGCAGUUUACGGCUCUGAAUCCUGCGAAAGACGUGAGAGCGGUUAUGUGGUUCAGGCGUGAGAUUUUUUCACGUUACGAGUUUCGGGAAUCUACCUCGACGUCGUCGACAAGCAAUGGAGCAGGUGGUGAGGAUGGUGGGGCAGGAGAACCCGCAGGAGUGCCUGCCGAAGAUGGCUCAGGUGGAGGAGGGCCUGGAAUAUUAAAUCAAGCCGAAGCCGGAGCAGCUGGAGAGGAGCAGGGAGAGAACAACUCUGGAGCUGCAGAGAACUCAGUUUACUCCUGUGUUAAGGCUGUACCUUAUACAUCUUUGGACGCAUCCUUGAAACGUAUGGAGGAGUAUCCACCUUCUAAGGGAAUAAUACUCUCCCAUAGUGCUUUUGAAGGAUGCACUUGAAAGAUGAAUUACGGACAGCGCCAACUGUGUAGAUCCCGACGGUCAAGUGGUUCACCGAAUUCUUCUCGAUUUGGACUGUCUUCUCAACUCGUUGUCCAUUUGGCGCGGAUCCGCAGCGUUGAGGGCUCGUCUAGAUCCCGAAGCACAGAGGCUCGAGCUUUUUCUCGCUAUCGACGGCGGCGGGUCCACUUGUCGGUUGCGGUCACUAGCAUUAUGCUGCCUUAUUUCUGUUUCACCUUCCUGUUCAAGUUUCUCUUCAAGGUCAGAAUCAUUGGGUCUUUUCAUGGAACUACUCUAAUACAUAGUACAUUUUAUACUUAUAAAAUAUAGAUAUUUUUACCAAGCAGGAGAUGGAGAGGCAUGGGUGGAGGCGUUCAAUAAGUCAAAAUUCAUAAAAUUUGGAAAAUGAGAAGCAGAUCUACAUUCUGAGUCAAUGAUUUGGAAUCAGUAGUACGCACAUGAUAAUUACAGAUAAUCAGCAUCGGCUAGUUAAAACUAGUGAGUGGUCUCUAUUUUCAUACUGAGAUGAUGAAAGCAAAUAAUGACCGAGAAAAAUUUUCGAACACGCAUUCUCGGCAAAGUUGUACUACAACUAGUACCAGUUGUGGACGUGAAGUACUAUCAUCCGACUCGUCUAAUACCAUUAUCCGAGGAGAACAUACAAAUUUACCACCAAAUUGGUGAACUGAUGAACCGCUUGCGUAAUACAGAUGCACGGGAAGAAUUUGCCAUGCAGGGACGUGAAAAAGUGGAUUACCUUUGGCAAGCUUUCGCUUGUGACUCUUUGACACAGGGUAUGGCGGCAGUAAGGAGGGUUCACAUUCACUCGUUACUUAAUCACCACUAAUAAAUCGUAUGUAGUUAAUGUUAGUUUCUUACUAUACUCUUCCUUUAUUUAGGACAACUAGGCAUAUUAGAACUGGUAUGAUCUGUCACCGGACGAGAACAAAUGUUGGAUCUAGUUUUCCAAUUGCCUACAACUUGUUCACCAGUAUGAAACUCUAAGUAAAAACGAGGUGGCGGCGAUUACGGCGGAGGCGGCGGAGGAGGCGUAUCGAAUAGCAUGUUUCAGAGUACUGGUAGAAUAAUCGCGAUUCGGCGGACAGCGGAGGGCAACGCGCUGGAGAUAUCAACAGAAUCCGUCAGAGGUGAGCGAAGCUUCGUCCGCGCACAUCUGUCUGAUUAUGGACUAAUGUUUCGUCAGGAGAAGAGUUCAGAUGAAACACGUAAGUUGUUCAGUAUGAUUUGUAGAAUUUCAAUUUGAUUUUUCGUUUUUUGAGUAACGCGACGUUUUUUUUGAAAGGGCGAGAAAUGGCAUGAUUAUGUGACUCGCCAGGGGAAAAUAGAGAAGCAUCUUCCAUAAGUUACGGUGGUGAAGCGACAGAUCCAUAAGUUACGGUCGUGAAGAGACAGAAACGGAUAUCCUCUAAAGCAGGCAUGUUUUUGACGUUUUCGCAAAGCCACCUGCAGUUGCGCACCAAGUAUCGGGAAAAACAACUAAUACGCGUGCGAUGUCAUUAGCUACAACGUCUGCGAUUCCUUCCUCGACAACCAAUCAUGCCGGUCGUCAUGAUGGAGGCAUUGCGACAACUUCAAACGCAGUGCAACCGGUCCCUGCGAGCAAACUCGACACAGAGCGAGGUGUAGAAUUCUCGAUGAUGAAUGUUUGCACUUUCCUCCCACGCGCACUGGAGAAAGCUCAGGGUGCAAGGCUGUUCAUCUACAGCAAGGGCGUAUUGUCUCUGAAUUGCGUAUGCAAAGCAGACGACUCGGAGGGGAAAAUCUAUUGCGAAGUCAACAUAACCCCAUAUAAUAACGGGGGAGGUGGUGGCGGGUGAAGAGGAGCUAAGUUGUACCUAAAGUGUUUCGCCUAAUUAUGAGGGGAGGAGGCAUCUAGAUUCUAGGGGCAGAAGGUAUCUAAAUGUAAUUUCGUAUACCUCGUCUGUAGAUUCUAGGCUCGAUGCGCACCCAGCUUCAUAAUUUGUAAGUAAACUUCCCUUUUUCUACUAAAACUCACGUCCAAGUGCAUGUUUUAUCCGUUCUCUUGAGUUCUUGAAGAGGCAAUAGAUCAUCGUACAAGCGAGUCGCAAUCCCCUUCCUUUGAAAACGCGUUUGAACGGUGAUAGUUGGGGUUCGUUGUCUAAAUCUCUCGCUUAGGGCUAGUUCGUGUUAAGUUGUAACUUUUCACAACAGACGUAACCGUGCCGCUUCUCCACUCCACUCUUUGCGUGAGAUCCAUCGUGUGCAUCAUCUAUGGCGCCCUUGUGUGCUCGCACUACAAAAAAAAAAAAGCGAGAUAAAUUGUAUUGUAUUGUAUUGUAAUGUUGAGCUUGAGAAUCAU
This is a messenger RNA of Amoebophrya sp. A25, 3081 nucleotides long. The record is from the annotation of a GenBank genome assembly. NCBI's taxonomy places the organism in Eukaryota, Dinophyceae, Syndiniales, Amoebophryaceae.